GAAGGACAUGGGAGAUAUUAGGGAUCACCAUGACAUCUCCAAAGGCAGGGCCCUGUGAAACCAAGCACCGGCCCCACCCAGAUGCUUAUCAGGCUUGCAGUGAUAUCUACAAUCUUCCUGACAUUCUUUGCAAAAGACAAAUAGACAGGCAAUAAUUUCCUUAGUUUCAACACGUGUAGUCAAAUUGCUGCUCACAGCUACCAACCCAUUUGUGUCUUUGAUUAGUCAUCCCCCAAGGCAAACUAUAUUUAAAAUAAGGAAACCUGCUAGAAUAGAAGGUGCCCCACCUUCUUAACAAGAAGCUUCAUUUGACUGGUCUUCAUUUCUUGGCUGGUAACUUCCUGCAUUCACCACACCUACUGUUACUGGCAGAAAAAAAAGCAAGCAAACUGCUGUCAGAGCCAGCAGACACAUGCCAGAGAAAUUGUGGGAUCCUUCAAAUCUCUUACCAGUAGAAGUUCCAUGUGGAAGUCCAUAUGCUGAGGCUGUGUGUUGUGUUCAUCUGCCUUUUGUAUGGGGUGAAAACAGAUCCUCAGGAGACAUGUCCUGCAUUCACAGCCCUCGGCUUCGGGAAUGCUUUGAUAGGGACAGAUCUGAAAGUGAAGCUGCUGCUCUACACCCGGCAGAACCCAAGCUGUGCUGAGGAGCUCCACUCAGCAGCCUCCACAUACCUCAAUGUGACCAAGAAAACGACCUUCAUCGUGCACGGGUACCGAUUCACAGGCUCUGCCCCCAUCUGGAUCCCUGCCCUGGUGCAUCUCCUGCUUUCUGUGGAGGACAUGAACGUCAUCGUUGUGGACUGGAACCAGGGGGCAACGACUCUCAUCUACAGCUAUGCUUCCAGGAAGUGCAAAAGAGUUGCUGAGAUUCUGAAGAAAUUCAUAGAUGAAAUGUUGAUUGGUGGAGCGUCCCUUGACUCCAUGCACAUGAUAGGAGUGAGCCUGGGAGCACACAUCUCUGGCUUUGUGGGACAGCUGUUUGACGGCACACUGGGAAGAAUCACAGGCCUCGACCCCGCGGGCCCCUUGUACAGGGGCACGGCGCCGAGCGAGAGGCUGGACCCCACGGACGCGCAGUUUGUGGAUGUCAUUCACUCCGACACCGACGGACUGGGUUAUGGAGAAGCACUGGGCCAUGUCGACUUCUAUCCCAACGGCGGGACCGACCAACCAGGCUGUCCACUGACACUCUUUUCUGGAUUGCAGUAUUUUAAAUGUGACCACCAGAGGUCUGUUUUCCUGUUCCUGUCCUCCCUGACACAGAGCUGCAACAUCACCACAUACCCCUGCAACUCGUACAGGAACUACAGGGAUGGCAAAUGCACCAGCUGUGAACCCUUCUGGCCCAUGCCAUGCCCCAUCCUAGGUUAUUAUGCCUAUGAGUGGAAAAGCUAUUUAACACAACAGAGCCAUCCAGUGACAAGUAUGUUUUUUGACACAGCGGACAAAGAGCCAUUUUGCAUCUAUCACUACUUGGUGGACAUUACCACAUGGAACAAGGACACCAGGAGAGGCACCUUCAGCAUCGUGCUAGCUGAUGAAGAUGGGAGGAGGGCAGAAUCAAAAGUUAAUCCAGAAGCUGCCACCUUCCAGCAGUACAAACAAAUCACUUUGCUCAUUGGGUUUGACCAGGAUCUUGAAAAUGUGGAAAGAAUUUCCUUGACAUUUUCCACGGGAUCUGUCAUUGGCCCAAAAUUCAAACUCAGGAUUCUCCAGAUGAGGUUCCACUCACUGACAAACCCAGAAAGACCCCAGCUGUGCCGAUACGACCUGGUCCUGACUGAGAACACCCAGAAAACCUUCAAGCCCAUCCCAUGCUGAAGCAGG
Passer domesticus (house sparrow) is the source of this 1826-nucleotide messenger RNA. It is a transcript of the gene LIPH, whose product is annotated as lipase H. The transcript has 10 exons. The record is from RefSeq and is a predicted model, not a curated record. Lineage: Eukaryota; Metazoa; Chordata; Aves; Passeriformes; Passeridae. Gene Ontology annotation, biological process: lipid catabolic process. The coding region runs from base 477 to 1820 and encodes 447 amino acids. Gene Ontology annotation, molecular function: carboxylic ester hydrolase activity; glycerophospholipase activity.